Messenger RNA from Paramecium pentaurelia, 963 nucleotides. Lineage: Eukaryota; Ciliophora; Oligohymenophorea; Peniculida; Parameciidae. The record is from the annotation of a GenBank genome assembly.
AUGACAGACAUCUCAUUUGGAGGAUUUAUUUCAUUAAAAAAUAUUAAAAAUCCACAAUAUGAAAUGGAAUAUUUAUUAGAUCCUGUAAAUGAUAAAUAUGUAAGAGAUAUAUUACCAAUUAAAAUUUAAAAUUUUGAAAUCAAACGAUUAGAAUGGGCUGAUUUUGUAGGCAAACCAAAUGAAGAAAUGCCAUGGAUUGCUCAUUGUUAUUGGAAUAUUAUAUAUGAUUAUUAAAUGAUUGAAGAAAAAGAAGAACCUUUAAUCAAACAAUAACAAUCACCAAUAUUACCUAUCAAAAUAUAAAAUGAUGCUUAAGCUAAAGAUAUUCCUUAAGAUAUUAAAAAAUCACCUUUAAUACCUCUUAGAAAAAUAACUGAACCUUCAGAAUAAUAUGGUAUAAGAUAAUAAUCUCCUAAAUUACCACCAAAAUUGCCUCUCUAAUAAAAUGAUCAAUUACCUAGAAUUAAUAAUAGACUUUUUAAUAAACCUCCAACACCUUCUACAAGAGUUUCAAGUGUUCAGAGAAUUACUCGUGUAUCAACACCAAAGAAUUGUUCUCCUUAAUAGAAAGUUGCUAGAAGCAAUUCUAGUUCAAGUUUAAAAAGAUAAUCACCAGCUCGUUAGAAAAUUAAAUUAUAAGUUACUUGCAAAUUCUCAGAUAAAUCAUGGGCUAAAUCUAUUUCUGAUGAUGAAUUGUUAGAACAUGAAACAGGUCAUUAUUUAAUUGGAUGUUUAUGCGCAUUAGAAUUUAAAAGAUAAAUUGAAUAACUUGGAAUUAUGAAAUCAGAUAAUCAUUCAAAUGAAAUUAAGUCUAUUUUUCAAACAAAUUUAAGAACUUUUCUUAAAAUUGAAAAAGAUUAUGAUGAGGAAACCAAUCAUUACUUUGAUACUUAUUUAUAAAAAAAAUGGAAUCACAAAAUAAAAGAGUAAUUGUUAUUAUAUGAGAUGUAUUUUAACAAUUGA